Tinamus guttatus (white-throated tinamou) is the source of this 6131-nucleotide messenger RNA. NCBI's taxonomy places the organism in Eukaryota, Metazoa, Chordata, Aves, Tinamiformes, Tinamidae. The record is from RefSeq and is a predicted model, not a curated record.
AAAAAAUAAAACUGUUACUGAAAGAACUCUGGAUAUGCAUUGACGGUGCCACAGGAAAAAGAGAGAAUCAGGAAAAUGAUUACAUCUUGGCCUCUGGUCAGCAUAAGGCACGGCCUGAGAAACGAAGACACCUUGUUACACAAGAAACUGUACGAACUCGCCCCAAGAUGAGGACACCUGACAAAGUGCUGCCUUGGCAUUCUGUGCUAGACAGUGCUGAGAAACAGAAAUCUGUAGCUGCCACGCAGCUUCAAGUCGGUACAGAGCCCCUUGGAGAUGACCAUCUUGAAAAUGGGACUACUGCAGAAGGUCUGCAAGGUUGUACUAAUGAUAGUGCUUUUUGUGAGGACAAAACUAUAGAUGUUAUAGUACAGACAGAAGGGGCACACAGCAGUUCAGACUUUUCUGAACAGGAGCAAAAAAGCCCAUGUGGAAACGUGAUGGAUAUUUUAAGUUGGGCCAGGCCUCUCCCUGCUCUGCUUUCUCCAGUGCAGCUUUCACCACUAGCUACAGAGGAUGUGUUGUUUGGAGAGGUCACGGAUUCCAGCGAUGAAGAGGUUGAUUGCGGUGUCUCUGCAGUGGAGGGUGUUUUAGAAGAAGGCAGAGCUCAGCCUUGGCAUUGUAACGUACUCGGCCUGAGUGAAGAGCAUGCUCUUGAUGCAGGAGUUUUGGGUAACCUGAGAAGCAGUGAAAAGGCUGUUCAUGCUGGUCCAGAGAUGCUAAGUAAGGAGGAGGGAGAUGCUUCAACGGAGCAACGUGAGGCGACUAUUUCAAUUAUGAGCAUGGAAUCUAGCAAAGAGCUCUUGGAGAAGAACUCUGAGAAUGUGAAAACUGAGAAGAUAGAACUACCAGACAUAACAGCACAUAAUCUGGAAGCCAUUCAAGAAGAGAGAGGAGAUAUUGAGGACAUGCCCACUGAAUGUGGAACCUUUUCAACUGAUCAUAUGUUAGGCGGUUUCCCACCUCAGAAUUGGAUGGAAGAAUGUGAUGAGGUAGAGCAAAAAGAGGAGAAUGUAGUCUUAAUUGGAGCUGUUGAUUACGAGGGUAAGUGUGAAAACGCUGGUGAACCAUCUCCUGCUUUCAUUAACUCAUCAUCAGAGAGAGAAACUACUGGGGCUGUGUCUGUUCCCCAAAAUAUUCCCUUGCCUCCUGAGCAAAGCGUGUUUUUGCUUCAAAGUGACAAUUCUGAGGAGAAAUCUAUUGUUUUGGCAGAGAAUGAAGUAGUUGAAAAUGGAGUCAAAGAUGUAACCAAAGUAAAUAAUAUGGCAAGUGAUACAGAAGAAAACAUAGAACAAAUGGUAAUUGGAGAGGAAGUAACAGCUGCAGCACAGGUAGAAGGAUCCUGUGCAGAGACAAAUAACGAGGCGAGGCUCUCUGAAAACAUGCAGUCUGACUGCAGUAAUUCUGAAUUCUGUGAAGCAGAGCCUGCUGAGGACCUCAUGCUGCAGCGUCACGGAGAGAGCGUGGAGACUGAGGGAGACACUGGAGCUCCUGAGGUCUCUGCUCACUCGCAGAGCUCUGAAAUGAGACAAGAUGGGGAAGAGAUACUGAAGAAACAACGUGUGCCUAAAGAAAAAUACCAAGGGGAUGAAGACCGCAGAGCGGAGACCUGUAACGUUUCCAGACAUCACUUGCUUGUAUUGGCUACUGAAGAAAUCAGAAACUCACUGUAUGUAGAUGACAAAGGGAGAAAUGCAGGUGUGGACAGGAUUUCUUCCUGCUCACCUGUUCCAAAAGAUGAUGAAGAGCUCAAGAUGCAAGAGGUGAAUGCUCCCAAGCCUGAGACUAUUGAACUAGCCUUGAGCUUGAACAAAGAUGAUGUUCCAGAAAUAGCUGAAUCAUCAGAAUUACUUCAUAGAGCAGAAAAAGGGGUAUUGCCAGAUGUAAAGGAGGGGGAUUCUUUAAAAGUUAAACUACACCAGGAAGAAAAAGACAAUAAUUUAUUGCAAAAGGAGUCAGACUUGAAAAGCACACUGGCCUUGCAAAAGACAGCAUGCGUUACUGACGCAGAAGAUGAGGAAUCUAAGUGCGUCUCUCCUGUGUUUGAUUUUACAGAAGGAAAUGGUGAAAUGAAACAAGGUGAAAACAUGUGCGGUGCAUUAGACUGUGCAUUUUCCAAAACUCAGAACAUAGAGAUUGAAUCUCAAGAGACUGAAUUCAAAGUUAAACCAAAAGAUUUUGGAGGGGAAAGCAGUGAGCCGUUCAAAAUGGAAGAAGUGGAUUCCAUCCAACCUGUCUUAGCAGAAGGCAAACUGACUUCUCGGGCACAGUUUGAAAAAUGUUCAAAUCACCUCUCAGUAACUGAAAGUUUUAAAUACAGUGGAAUAGAAGGGGAACUAAAUAAGCAAAGCAAGGAAGUGGUGACUGAGAACUGUCCCAGUUCGCUUAACUGUGAAGAUGGUAUUGUGAAGAAGAUUUCAGAGAUCAUGUGCCAGGCUACAUCAGAAAAACAUUUUAAUGGUGGAUUGGCUUCCUCUACUCAAGAGGUUUUGGAGACAGUGUGCGUAAAUACUGAGGAAAUGGAUCCUCCCGUUCAAAUGAAAAUUGGCUUGGAGUCUCCAGUGCCUACUGAUCCCAAUUUCAGUCUUCAGGAAGUUGGCAGGUUUGAAACUAAUUUCACAGAAAAUACCACUGACGCCCAUAUAUGGGAAAAUGGGAGAGAUAAAAAGGAUGUGAUAUGUAAUGUGUUUAACUGCUCUCUGGUAAGCAUGGGAGAGAGCUCUGAGAUCCUACCUGCUGAAAAAGAGAGUUCAUGCAAAGAACUGGACUGCCCUGAGAGGGAAUACAUGCCUGAAAAUGAAGUGGAAAUUCCAGGUGAGAAGGAACAGCCGGUGGAUAAAGAACCUCAUCUGUCAGCAGAACCACGUAUCCUGGAUGCAAACUCCUCUGAUAAUUUCUGUUUCCAAAAGCUUUGUGAAGAAUUAGGAUGCAGGACCUCUGUGUGGGAAGCUGGUACAGAUCCAUCUAGAACUGAUGAACAAACAGCUGGAGGAAAAAGUAAAGAAUUGGACAGUGUUGAGAAACCUGAGCGAAGUGACAGUAAAAAGUCUAAAAAUGCUUUUGAAAUCCUAGAACAGAGCAGUGAAUCUGAAGAGAAAGUCUGUCCUGUACAAAAAGACAGGUUUGUGGAAGCGUCUGACUGUGUUCCAAUGUUCAGAGAGGACUUGAGAGUUUCCAGGAUGACUGUGGUGGAGGCUGUGGAAACUGGUGCAAUCGCUGACACUGGUUGCCACCAAGUAUGUGAACUUCAUUCCACAGGGCCCCCGGAUACGAUGGAGACACCCAGUGCAGAUACUAUAACAGAUAGGGAUGCACACUGUGAAGCUAACUCCUCUUCAAGUACUGUAAACAAGUUGUCAGGUUUGGUCGGGGAAGAUUGUCCUGAAGACUUGCCUCCUGUGGAAAGAGGACUUUUAUUAGAGACCUCUGAAGAUACCCAGGGUGCCUGGGAAUGUAGGGGUGAUUCUCAUGGUGCUGAGGGAGUCCAUAGCAAGGGGGAAAGUCUGAUAAAAGCUGGAGCUUCAGGGGAAAGCUUUGCAAUGCCAGGUCCUCCAAAAGAUAGGUUACCAUUAAUGACAUCCUCAGAAACAUAUGGACUUGCUGUAAAAAACAGUGAAUCGGAUACAGGAACAUUAGCACUUAGCAAUUUCUUAGAAGGCAGUGAUUCUGGAAAACAUCAGUUGGAUGUGGAGCAAAGUCAAUUACGUAGUGUUGAUAUAGGGGUAUCGAUGCUUGAAGAAUAUAAUCAUAGUCAAACUCCAACUAUCUGCAGUUUGAGAGACACCAACACUAAUGCUGUGCAAGACAUUCUGAAUAGUGAUGGGAAAAACUGCUCUGCCAAACCUUCUCCAAACCCAGCCCCAUCCGAAGCAGUGUGCAACUCUCAGACACUCAGCCAGCCUUCCGAGUUGGAAAAAGAAACUCCUGAAAAGCCAUGUAUGUUGGAGUUAGGUUCCUGUGUGGAUGUUUCUCUCAAAAAGAACAAUACAUUGAAGAGCAAAGUGCAGGAACCAUCUGAAGUGUUGACUGCGUCAGCUGAGACAGCCGUCCAGGUGACGCAUGGCAGGCUGUCCAAGAGGCUGGCUCGAGGUAAGGGAAGGAAAAACACCCUCAAAGCCAAGGCGGCUCAGCCGGUUCUUGCAAAUGCUGAUACGUCUGUGCCCACAAAAUGUUCAUCUGAGACUAUAAAUAAAAUUAGGCAGGAAAUGGGUCCUCCUCUGCCACCUUUGCUGCUGCCUUUGCUUGCUACUCCUCCAAGAGCUGCGUGUUCUGCAUCCCCAGUAACGACUUCAUCUGAUCGAUGCUCCUUGCUUUCUCCUCUUGACGACCUGAUAUCCCCACUGCGUGAAACUCCAGUUCCUCCUCUCAUGUCUCCGUUGACAGAUACUCCGACAGUCAAGUCCGCCCUUUUGUUUUCCCCUCCAUCUCCCUCGGAAAUGCCAGUAGGUAGAAGAAUUCUCUCUUCUCCUUUGAAAUUCUGUACUUCCAUUCCAAAGCAUGCGCUUCCUGUUCCAGGAAGAUUCCCUCUGUGUGCAGCUGAGGGUGCUGCUCCAGUUGUUGCUCAGGAGAACUCUGUGAGAAUCCUGGACACUAUGUAUCCGGAGCUGUCUGCAAGGGCAAGAACACUAAACAUUUUGAAAGGCAAUAUUCAGCUUAACCGAAGCGCCCUUCCAGAUGGCCACAAUUUGCCAGGGCCUGUGACCCAAAUAGGUGGGUUCAAAGCAAUUGCAUCUACAUCAACUGCUUUUGUUAAAACUGGCAGCAAUUUGAAAGCUGACAGUAGCAAAGAACAACCCAAAGACACUCAAGACCAGCAGCUGUUUUCCAGUGCACUGAAUCGUGCUGGGAAAAGGACACUAAUGCCAAUGCCAAGAAGUGCAAAGAGGCUGAGGUUGGACAGCGAAUCGCCAAAGCUGGAACCCAGUGACACUGCUGCUGUCAGAACAGCUGAAAAUAAAAUGCCUGAAGAGCAGGGGCCUUUGCAUGUCAAGAGCUGUGAAAUCAGUGAGUCCAGCUCCACUGCACAAGCAUCUUCAUCAGCAAAGAAGGUUAUUGAUGCUGAUUGCCAAAUAGUUACUGUGGCACUGAAGAAAAUUGCUGAAUCCUGUUUCGACUUGUUACCUGUUAUUCGAAGUCACGUGUACGUAGGCAAUAUCUCAAAGAUCCCAGUAAUGACAGAUGAAGAGAAAGAAGUUGUCUACGAAUUUGGUGUCACAAACAAGCAUUUAGCAGAGUCACUGCUGAACACCGUUCUCAGUAAACUCAAGACUCAUAAGACCACUUCAAAUCACAAUUUCACUCAGGCUCUCUGUAGAAUUUAUGUAGGAAUUUGUCGGCAGCUGGGAGACCUGGAAAGAGCCCGCCUGUUCUGCUAUAGCUUACUCAAAGAAGACUUUCCCAACUCGGAGAAAUUGAUUUUAUUUAUCACAACUGUGUGGCCUGACAUGUUUUCCUUCCAAGGUGUGAUUAACAAAGCUCUGCAAUUAGUUAUCAGGCAGCGUGUCAAGGAUGAGGUGCUGGCCUGCCUGAGCGCUUAUCUGCCCUGGGAACAGAGUUCGCCGUCGGAUGCUGGUGAUAUGGUCUCAAGCCUGCUUGCAGAAAUGCAGUCGUGUCCAAAAGCAGAAUUCCGGCCGAGCGAGCGUUACGGGGAGGACCUGAAUGAAGUUGCGUGGCAGUUCAUAUUUGCUGUUGAUCUCCUCUGCUCCCACCUGAAGUGGGACUGGACACAUGACAACGUCAUAAGCAAAGUGCUUUGGCCUUGUAUGGAUAAAUGGAUAAAAAACAGAAAAGGUCAUGAAGUGGUUCAGUCCAUUCCUGAUACUAUGAUAGCAUCAACACUUAGGCUAAUUGGUCGACUGGGCCAAAUAGGUUUGAAGGAAGGAUAUCUUUCCGCUGUGAGGAAUAUUAGUUCUGUGAUUGGGUUGUUUGUACAGCAUGCGAAAGAAGAAGAUGUGCCCUGGGGCGUGCAGCUGGCAGCUGUGUAUUCACUGUGCGACCUGGGUGCGAGCAAUCCCAUGGGAAUUGUUGAGGCCAUCCGUGCUUGGGAAAAAACAGCUCCAAACAGCAUCCCUUCUGCUGUCACAAGCAGCAUAGCUGAAAUCUCCUCCGUGUGCAAAACGGGCUUAAGCUAA